This is a messenger RNA of Pogona vitticeps (central bearded dragon), 1115 nucleotides long. The record is from RefSeq and is a predicted model, not a curated record. NCBI's taxonomy places the organism in Eukaryota, Metazoa, Chordata, Lepidosauria, Squamata, Agamidae.
GAGCUGGGGUUUCGUGGUCAAUCAUGGAUUGGUUUUAUAGUGAUACCGGAGAGAGUGAUUGGCUGGCGAGUGAUUGCCGAACGCCUACACACUUUUUAUCCUGGCGGUAGAUAUAAAAAGGGGUCGUUGGGCAUUGAAGACCAUCACGAUUGAGAAACGCACAGUGAGGAAAUUGCCACUACGUUUUACUCUUCCUAACCAAGCGCUGCAGUUGAAGAGAGAACAUCAUGGCCAUGCUGAAGAUUUCCUCUUUUCUUGCUGUCUAUGCUUUGGUGGUCUGCCAGAUGGAGAGUUACCAGGCAGUCCCGCUAAGACCCGGCUUAGAGCCCGUCACAGACCGAGGGACUCUGGGCGACUACGAAGCUCGCCGGUUAUUAAACGCCUUGGUGAAGGAAUACGUCCAGAUGACAGCGGAAGAGCUGGAACAGGCGAGCGAAGGAAACAGCAUAACAGCACAGAAGAGAGGGUGUAAUACAGCAACCUGUGUGACCCACCGUUUGGCAGACUUCCUGAGCCGGUCAGGAGGAGUGGGCAAGAACAACUUUGUACCUACUAAUGUGGGAUCCAAAGGAUUUGGUCGGUGAAGAAGAUCUGUUCAGACGUUAUCUGCUGAAUGACCCCUGGAAUAUGAUUGCCAUGAAAAUGAGCAGCGAACGCCUUUUAAUUUCACUGGAAAGCAACUUUCUUCCAUAAAAUCAAGAUGGCCGAAUAAAAGACUCAUUUUUGCAUCCUUCUAAUAUUUAUGAAAUGUUUUAUUUCUAAAUUAAAUUAAAGCACUUCUGUUAUAUAAUAUAUAUAUAUCAAGAUAAUCAAAUUAAAUUAUCGUAUAUUCUUUUUAUAUGCAGUUCUAUUUCAAAUAAAAUGUGACAGCAUCUAUUUAUUUAAUUAUUUAUUUACUUAUUUAUUUAUUUAUCUUCUAGCAUAUCUGUGAAAUAUGACCCAUGCUAUUUAUCUUGGCAGUACUGCCAAAUCUCGGGGAUUACACUAAAUUGCUGCCUCUCAAGGUAUAUGUGUAAAAUUUGGUGUGCUGUGCCUUGAUGUAAAACAUUUAAACUGACAUGAUUGUACAGUAUGUUUAAGAGACACUUACAAUAUUGUAUCAUUUGUGAAUUUAU